AGGGGGAGGGGGAAGGAUCGCGUUCGCCCGCCCGUGAUGAAUAAUCCGGGCCGGCCUCCCGGCUGCGGCGGCCAAACCGCUCGCGGCUCUGCCAAGAGAUCAGCCGCGGCCUCUGCCCGCGCCCCGGGCGCCGCCGGCCUUUCCCCGGCCGCCUCCGGCACGUCGCAGCUGCCGGGCACCACCCGGCACCACCCGGCACGGGGUGCGGCGAGGGGAAGGGGCCGGGGCGUCCCGGGGCGGGGGGCCCGACGGCAGGUGCGGCCCCGCGUGCGGGCGCGGAUCGGCGUCGCUGCGGGUUGCGGCGCGCGAGCCGUUGGGUGCGUGCGCGUGGGUUUCGCCGCGAGCGACAUCGACCGCGUGCGCGGCGCCGGCGAGGAGAGGCGGCGCGCGACACGGGACGCGCGGCGCGCCCGCGUGACUUCCAGCGAGUUCACGCGUGGGCGAGAGCCGCGGCGCGGGGCCGGGCAGGAACCGUACCCCGCAGCCCUUUCCCGAGCCCGGCCCGGGGCCGCCUUUCGGAAAGCGCUUCCCGCCGGCGGCUCCGAGCCCACGCGGGGGUGGGAGCUCCCGGGGCGGUACGGGCGGGCCGCGAGGGAGGGAUCCCACGGCGUUCCCCGUCCCGCGCGGCGCCCGGGCACCGCUCUGCCCGUCCUCGCCGCGUUCCUGUGCGGGAGGAGCGGGGAUUUUCCAUCUGCCGGCCGCCCCGCUGUGACCUCGGCGCGAGUUCGGUGGCACCGCUCCCUCCGGGGCAGGGUCACGCCGCGGGGCUCCAGCUGCUCCUCGGGGUGCGGGAAGGGGACGGCGGCAGCUGCGGGUGGAAGGGCUGCGGCUGGCGGUGGGAGGCCCUGGAGCCCUUCCCGGGGAGCGCUGCCAGCGCCGCGCUGCCUCGGCACGUCCAACCGCUCCGGCACGAGUUGGCUCUCUCCCUGCCCAGACCCGAUCUGCGCUGCGGAGACGGCGAAUGCCCUUAAGGGGGGCGGGGGGGAAGGUAGGGGAAACGCGCUCCACAAACCCCGUGCCGCUUCCCUCCGGUGGAUUCCAACCGUAUAUAAAGAGCGUGAGGUGGCGGUCUCCCGGGCAGCUCUUAGGAUGCGCGGCGUUGUUGUUAACACAUGUUUCAAUUUGGGAUCGAGACCGUCAAUUACCCGCUGAGGCUCCCGAGCCCCGGGCGCGCAGCACGGGGACGGCUGUGCUCAGCCAUUGCCCUCCCGCACCGCCGAAGCGGCGCUCUCGGCUCCCGCACCGCCCGCGCUCUGCCCCCGCCCGGCGGCUCUCGGGCCCCGCGGGGCGCUCCGCGGCUGCGGGGCGGGGGGAGGACGUGCGGAGCGGGAAACGCAGGGGCAGCGCUUUCCUGCUUCCGUAACGCUCUCCGUUUCUCGGUCGGAAAAAGCAGGCCGGCUCCGCUCGGCAUCGGCAAGCCCAUUGGUUUGCUUGGCUUUUUUUUCUUCCCGAGCGGAAGAGACAGACCCCCGUCUCCCCCCGAGCAGAAGCCGACAGCUCGGAAAGGCCGCUCCGGGGGCAGCGGCGGAAAGGUCGCCAAUUAGCAUCGCAUCUGCGGGCGGCGAGCUGCGGGCGGGUCGGCCG
This is a messenger RNA of Gallus gallus (chicken), 1584 nucleotides long. Its product is annotated as translation initiation factor IF-2-like. The coding region runs from base 37 to 1152 and encodes 371 amino acids. The record is from RefSeq and is a predicted model, not a curated record. Lineage: Eukaryota; Metazoa; Chordata; Aves; Galliformes; Phasianidae. The transcript has 2 exons.